Messenger RNA from Cyprinus carpio (common carp), 5075 nucleotides. Its product is annotated as fibroblast growth factor 18-like. The record is from RefSeq and is a predicted model, not a curated record. The coding region runs from base 1724 to 2344 and encodes 206 amino acids. Gene Ontology annotation, biological process: positive regulation of gene expression; positive regulation of protein phosphorylation; positive regulation of cell population proliferation. Lineage: Eukaryota; Metazoa; Chordata; Actinopteri; Cypriniformes; Cyprinidae. Gene Ontology annotation, cellular component: cytoplasm. The transcript has 5 exons. Gene Ontology annotation, molecular function: growth factor activity; type 1 fibroblast growth factor receptor binding; type 2 fibroblast growth factor receptor binding.
GAGAGACGAGUGGAGGGGGUUCGGAGAGGGUGGGUGAGUGUUGGCUUGGCUGACCGUCUGCGGUUCUGUCGCGGUGCUGAGAAAUGUUCCUUUUGGAUCGGACCGUGAGCUUUCAUACCUCCCUCUCGCUUUCAAACGAACCGUCUCUCUUCACUCUGCCCUCUUGAGUUUUACAGUCAUGAAACGAAGACUCAAAAUGCAUCAAAAGCACUAAACUUCUGGAAGCACCGUAAAGCGAUCUGGCUGAUGUUGUGCUGGUCCCGGUUUACGCAAGGUGGGGGAUUUGGGUUUGAACCAGUGGCAGAUUUUUACUCUCUUAUAGCGGCUGACCCGGCCUGGGCUUGAGGCAGGGGCGCGAUGCGUCCCAGUGGGACCGCUGGCGCGUGCGCGCGUGCUCCUUUGUUGCCCACGGUGACAUUGUAGUCGGGCGGCAUCACACAGAGGCUGAGUAAUCUCGUUUGUAUCCAAUAAGUGUGUGUGUGUGUGUGUGUGUGUGUUAGGGGGGAAAGCAAAAGGAGAGGGAGCGAGGGAAAGAGAAGGGGGGCUGGGGGAGGGAGGGAGGGUGGAUUGAUCUGAAAUCUUGUUCUGUGGAUUUUUUUUUUUUUUUCCUUCUUCUUGGAGUGAUUUCUGCGCUCUGCCGUGGAGCUUCAGAAGACAAACGAGCGGAGAGGAAACAAGCCGCGCAAACGCUUUCCAGCCUUGUUAGUUUUCUAUCCAACGUUUAACGUGAAUUUGUGAAUGAAAGCGGCUGAAGAAGAGGAGGAGGCGCAGGUUAAGUGGACGCUGCUUCCAGUGCACGGAUCGCCUGCUUUAAUGCGCAAAAAGAAGACGCGUUUUCUCUCACAGAACCAAGCGCUUUCGUCGGGAAGACUUUUGCGCUGUACUGGGGGAGUUGCAAACUUUCUUAAUUUUUAAAAAUAAAUAAAAAGCUCAGAUUGCAUUCUUUCCUCCUUCAAACAUUUUGGAGGUGAUGUCAUCGGCCCGUGUUUUGGCUGCUGUUGCGCUGGAGCUCCAGAAUUGAAUCCGGGAAAUCAGGUGCAGAGAGCUGCGAGCGUGUGCCGCUUUCCUUCUGCUUUCACUUUACCCCCUUCAUCUGACCUGGACCGCGCCGCCGUCUCUCCGGCGCAGCAGCCAUGACCGAGCACGCUCCGCGGUACCCGGAGUCCAGCUCGCCGCCGCCGCGUCUUCGUUGCUCCAUCCCCGUCCAGGUGCUCUGCCUCCCGCAGCGCGUCAUUUCGCCAGUAGCGGACCAGCAGUGACACGAACUCUCAUGCGUGCGCAUGCACUCCACGGAGUUUUAAUCCUUAUCUGUGCAAAGACAUUUUCUGAAGGAAAAGUUACGCUCGGACUGCUUGAAAAACACUGGGCGCGAACCUUUCGCUGGCUGUCGAAAAGUUUUUACGAGCGGAAACGGCGCAUAGGUGUGGGUCGCGUUUGAACUUCGUUUCACCUGUUCCACAGACUCCGGAGGAUUCAGCUUCGCCCCGCCUCCUGCCCGUUACCGACCGCGCACCCCAACCAUCCGUGUCGGCGGCGGCGGCGCUCACACCCCGCUGACCCCUUGCCGCCCGUUGACGGUGAAAAGAUGCAGUCCACCGGCGCCAGCGGGAACAUCCGCGGAGCCUGCAUUCAAACGGAUUAAACAAACCGGAAAGACGUGAAGCUGUGACCCCGAGAGCCGUUUCGCAAGCGCGCACGGAGCCACACUGACGCGGAGGAAGCGAUGUGGGCCUUUCUCUCCACGGUGGCUGUCUUGUAUAUCCAGAUGAUGCUGGUCAUGUGUAAUCCUCUACAGGUGUUUGGAGUGGACGGGGUGAAUUUCAGCGUGCACGUGGAGAAUCAGACUCGUGCACGAGACGCCAUGAGCCGGAGACAUCAUCGCGUGUACCAGCUUUACAGCCGCACCAGUGGGAAACACGUCCAGGUGCUCGGACGCAAAAUCAGCGCCCGAGGAGAGGACGGAGACAAAUAUGCUCGUAGUGGAGGCAGACACCUUCGGCAGCCAGGUGCGAAUCCGAGGGAAGGAAACCAAUUAUUACCUGUGUAUGAAUCGCAGAGGGAAACUCGUAGGCAAGAAGCCAGCAAUCGUAGUGCAGACUGUGUCUUCAUCGAGAAAGUCCUGGAAAACAACUACACAGCGCUAAUGUCGGCGCGCUACACGGGGUGGUACGUGGGCUUCACCAAAAGAGGGCGCCCUCGCCGUGGUCCGCACACGCUUCCCAACCAGCAGGACGUCCACUUCAUGAAGCGUUUCCCACCUGGAGAGCAGCCGGAUUUAACGCCGUUCCGCUUCACCACCGUCAGUAAGAGGAGCAAGAGAGUCCGAGCGGCGCGACCGCGCUAACGCCGAUGCCAAUGUCCCACUGCUAACAUUUACAUGAGGACGAGGAACAAACCAAAAGACAGUCCCAGUGAAAAUGACACUGCUAAUGCGAAGCAGGACCGUCUUGUCUUAUUUGAACAGACGAUGCGACAGCAUCACUUUAUAUUCCACUGGGUUGGACCUCUACAACCCUAAUAAUAAAUACUAGCUAAAUUACACCAGAGCUGUGGUUAAGACAGCUUACUUCAGACACGGAGAUGACUAACCAAAGCAAACGUCUGGCCCAGCGGACGGCAGAGGAAGCAUUGGGCUGCACAUCCAGUGAGUGGCCCACAAUGAAGACAUGAGAAAAACACAAGCACAUUGGCCUGUUGACGCCGAUCGUGUGGGAAAUUUCCUAAGACAAGACUUGGACGUGAUCCCGCCUAAGGGAGAGGAGCAGAAAUCCUUGAACCUGCAGAAGAAAGAAAGAAAGAAAGAAAUGGACACUGAUUGGAAACUAAGACAGAAGGGCUACUGUUAUAUGGGAGCUCCUGGGAUAAGACCUGCCUUAAAGGACACCCUCAGACAAAAAUGAAAAUUCAGGCAUCAUUUACUCACUUCAAGUAGCUCCAAACGCAUAUGUUUUUUUUCGUUCUUUUUUUUUUCCCCACUGCAACAGAGAAUAGCACGCCUGUUUUUCAGACUACAGGUCAUAGUUACCAUGUCUGUCAAGCUCUCAAAAGGACAAAAAAAAAGCACCAUAAAAUGUUCAUUAUGACACAUGCAAUAUAUUCCAGGUCAUACAACAUCAUGAAACAGUUUUAAGUUAUUAUUAAUUAUUAUAUCUUAAUAAAAUGCAAUAAAUAUUUUGUUAUUAUAUAAUCUAUAUUAAUAUUAUUAUUAAUAAAAAUUAAAUGUAUUAAAAAAUUUUGACGUCAAAGUAUUGGAGCUAUUUUGAAACAAUGCAAACACAAAUUCAGACCAAAUCAUGUCCAUGUUACCACAGUUCAUUAGACAAUAAUAACUUAAAUUUGCAAAGAAUUGGUACAAGCGUCAGAUCUUUACUUCCAUAUUGUGACAUACAUUUAAAAGUGAUUUCUAGACAUGGAUCUAUCUAUAUAUAUAUUUAAUUGGUUGUGUUGAAACAGAAAUUUAAUUAGUUGUUAAUUAGUUAAUUUAAUUAGUUGUGAUAAAACAGAAGUAGCAUCAGUUCCAUUAUUUUGUAUCGUUAAGUACAUUUAAAAGUGUAAUUUUUUUUUAUUUAUUUUUUUACCUGGAAAGAUAAUAGAAAUUAAUUAACUAUUUAAAAAAAUACUGGUAAUUUUUAUAAUAAUAAUAAAAAAAAAUGUAUCAAAUGCAUAAAAUAUUUUAUCAGGUCAAAUUUCUAUUUGUGGGUAAAAUAAUAAUAAUAAUAACCACUUUAAAAAAUAUUUGAUUUACUACCACUUGCAAAAAAGGUUGAAAACAAGUAGCAUCAAAUCCUUUCUUCCAUAUUGUGAUGUACAUAUGGAUGAAAUGGAUUAUUGAAAAAGGAAAAAAAAUGUAGGGCGUAGACUUGGUUGUAUGCAUCGGUUGCUGAGUGGAUGUCGAGAUGUGGGUGUGGCAGUCAGGAAGGGGUGGAAUUUAAGCAGACUAAAUCAUUGGAACAUCCUGCAUACAUCACCAAAGAGAAAUCAGACGUUUCACUGGAAGCUCAAGUUAUGAAAUUAUUAAACGUUACUAGGUAAAAACUGUUGAAAUGCAUGGAUGAAUCUUUCAUUAUAAGACCAAUGUAUAAUCGUCAAACAAAAUGACUUCAAAGACUUAGUGCACUAGUCAUGUGGACUACAGUUUUAGCGUUUAAUUUACUUUUGGAGCUUGACUAUGAACUGUUAUUUUGAGGUGAGCAAAUAAUGACGGAAUAUUAAUUUUUGGCUGAACUUUGCCUUUGAAGCUAAUGAAUAAAUGAAUGUAAUGCUGUAUAAGUGUGUGUGCAUGUGCGUGCAAUGGUGUAUUUCAGGUUGCAUUAAAGACCGUGAGGGAUAUAAUCAUACGUGACUUAUUGCUGGAUGGACAAGAUUUACUGGAACUGGAAUGUAAAGGAUAAUAAUGAGGAAACUCUCUUAAAGCUGCACCAAAUACAAACCAAAUGACCAAAGACAAGUGGUGACCAAUGACAGAGACAACCUGAACAGCUCCGAUCCCAUGAGGGCACAGGACGGGUCGCCACGAAAUGACACGAGGAGCAACGUUCCUGUUUGGAUUUUAAUGUGGAAUGCUGCUACUGGGAAAUAUAACGGAGAACCAAAGUCUUAUACCAGCUUAUUAAAGGAAAAACAUUACAAAACUUUUUCUUAAAUAUAAAUAUAUAAAUAUAUAUAUAUAUAUAAAUAAAUAUAUAUAGAUUAAUGCUGACUAAGUGAUAUUACUUUGACUGCUACUAUCAUUGUUGUUACUAUAAAACAAUUCCACUUAUUUAUUUUAUCUCUGUGUAUGGCAAAAACCUUUCCAAAGCCAGUAAACUCUACAGAAACGUGUCUGUGUUUCAAAACAUGCAUGUUGUGUGAGUCGUCAUUAUCAUCAAACUGCUAACAAACAUAUGGUCAGGAAUUCAUGUUUUAUGUAACCCAGGUCAUAUCUACAGACCAAAAUAUACUGCAUUACAAAGUGAUUAAUGCAACGCCCAGGCAACCACCCAAAUCAUUCCAGCAACCACAUAGCAACACCCUGGCAACCACCCAAAACAUUCCAGCAACCACAUAGCAACACCCUGGCAACCACCCAAAACAUU